This is a messenger RNA of Entamoeba invadens IP1, 771 nucleotides long. RefSeq lists its product as hypothetical. The annotation marks the transcript as partial. Gene Ontology annotation, molecular function: protein binding. Lineage: Eukaryota; Evosea; Mastigamoebida; Endamoebidae. The transcript has a single exon. The record is from RefSeq and is a predicted model, not a curated record.
AUGCACAUCACACUGAAAUGCGAAGGAAAAGAAUACCCAAUGACUGUUGAAGAGACAGACGACGUUAUGACAGUAAAAAUGCGACUGGACAAUGUCAUUGAUCUCUCCGUUGACCGAAUGGAAUUGCAUUUCAACGCCCUCAUUAUGGAGAAAAACGGGUAUCCGAUAGUGAAAUAUGGCGUAACAGACGGUUCCGAAAUUGUGGUGAGGGUUUUACCAAACCAACUGCACACAUCACUUCUCUUUCCUUCGGGAGCUAUUUAUAGUACCGCUGCAAUUCUUUUAAUCUUCUUCUCGACACACAACCACUUCCCAAGCUUGGAGGAAACUACUGAAGCCACAGCUCUGAUCAGUUCAAUUGUUCUUAUCAUUUACUUGGGCGUCAAAAGUAUUCUUUCGUUGACGAUUGAUGUUCCUUCGAAAAGCACGAUUGGUGUCUACAGAGCAAUUGCGACUUCGAUGUCUAUUGUCGCCAUCUGCAUCAUGUUGACGUACGACGUGUGUCACAGGAAAAGUGAGACAUCGGUGCUGUCGACGAUCGUUGGUGGAAUUAACUGUAUGAGCUGCUUGGCGGGGUUGUUGUAUCACCACUCGUACUUUUCAUCAUGUUAUAAUCAGUACAACGAAUUGGUUGACUUUCCACAAAACAUAUUGUACCGGUACAUUUCCUGCCCAAAUCUGUUGUUUGAGGCACUCUUCUUUACUGCAUUUAUGAUAUGCACAUCAUUCACAGUGACUUCCGUAUUGUUGUGUGUUGCUGCUUGGACGUUU